GCAAAGACCUGUUGGAGCCACUGCGCCGCUGUCGCGUUGUUGAGCACGGUAUGAAACGGCAGCUUUUUUGAGUCCUCCAACACCUUGACCCGAGUGCAACACAUUGCGCCAUGAUGGAGGCAAAGCCCACCUCUGGCGUAAAUUCACAGGCCAACAGCGAGUUGAACACAUCGGUUGGGGGCGUGUCUCAUCAGACACAGCCUUUAGAACGUCGUGUUGCCUGGCUAGAAGAGGAUGUUGCAGUGAUUCAUCGCCGUGUCAAGUUGGAGUGCGGAGAGAUAGGAGGUGGAAAUGCUGCAGACUCAGGCUUGCGCCAGUUGGUGGCGCGCUUGGACGGUGAAUUGGCCGCAGAACGUCGCGCACGCCAAUUGCUGGAGGCUCGAAUGAACUCCCUGGAGGCUUCCGUGAAGCGAGACAAAGGGGAACGGGAGGCAAACUUGAAGAGUUUCUCCACCGAAUUGGAAGGAGUGAUGCGAGGACUUAUCGGUCGCAUCGAUGAGGGCUUGUCCGCUGGGGCCGCUUCUAUGAAGGAACGCACCGAUCAAACAGAGGUGCGCAUGCGACAUCUCAUCAAGCGCGUGGAUGAAGGUCUUUCAGCCGGCGCUGCUGCCCUGAAGGACACCCUGACCAACACUAGCGAGAAGCUGGAGAAGAUCAGUGAAACGCCCGGCUCCAGGGACCAGCGUCCUUCUCGAACGGAGCCACGGGUUGGGGCCGCCUCGCGUGGCACGCAAUCGCCGGUCACGCAGCAGCAGCAGCAGCAGCAAAUGUUGCAGGUCAGAGCAUCUGGAGGUAACGCCAAUCCCAUGAUGUCUGCCAGUCGACAACGGUCGCCUCAAGGAAGCCAGGCACCGUCCCACUUCAGAUCUCCCGUGGCGACACCAUCUAUGGCAUAUCCCUGCUCGUUGCAGGUGCCUGGAAGUGGACUCAAUGGUGCACAGGCUGCACAGGGCAUGCAUGUCAGACAGGUGCCGCAGGCGCAUCCGCAUAUGCAGCAAGGUGGACAGCCCAUGGUACAGGGGCGAGUUCCGGUGGGUUGGUCUGUGCCCGCUGCCACCCGAUAACGUCAGCCGCAUCGCAGCGCACUGCUGAAACCUGGCAAAUCUCACUCACUUGAGACUGUAAACGACCACAAUAAUGAAAAUGGCAACGACCUCUCAUAAGCGCUUCCGCUGAUUGAUCUGAAAAUAAAUCGCAAUAU
Molecule: messenger RNA, 1201 nt
Organism: Cladocopium goreaui
Lineage: Eukaryota; Dinophyceae; Suessiales; Symbiodiniaceae
Source: the annotation of a GenBank genome assembly